Molecule: messenger RNA, 3489 nt
Organism: Ambispora leptoticha
Lineage: Eukaryota; Fungi; Glomeromycota; Glomeromycetes; Archaeosporales; Ambisporaceae
Source: the annotation of a GenBank genome assembly
AUGUCAACUGCACGAACAAAUCGUAUUUUAUGGUCACCACAUCCUGGAGUCAAUAGAUUCUUGAUAGGCUCAAAUUCAAAUGACUUGAAACUAUACGAGUACAAGCCAAAGGGACAUGAUGGAAACCCAGUUAUAAAAAUGAUUGCUGUAAAGUCAGAUCUGUUAAUGAAGUGUUUUACAUGGUCGCCCGAUCCAAAUUUUCAAAAUUUAAUCGCAGUAGGUCAAACAAGUGGAAAAACACUUCUUAUAAAUAUGAUUGAUGACAGCACAUUCAUGGAAAACAACAACUCGUCAUCAUCCAACUUUAUCAAAUCGCAAACUACCACGGCAACAUCACAAAGCGGGUAUUUACCAGGGCAAUCAAUAGCACAAUUUCAAUUCAACGUGCGAUACACGCGAGCUUGUAACGUCGUGAGAUUUUGUGAGACAGAACCUCGACUACUGGCAAGUGGGCUCGAGAAAGUUCGAAAUGAUUGCUCGUUAUUGAUUUGGGAUGUUGAACAAGCGACCAAAGUGUCAUCAUCAAAUCCGCCGGUUGGCGAUUAUAGCAAAAGACAAUAUAGUGGGUCAAAACUAUCGCCUGAUCAGCCGAUAAGUAGGACUGGUAGCAUUAGUGGGUGGAGUGAUCGAAGUGCUAUCGAUAUCGGUAUAGUUGGUGUCAAUGGUGGCGUUGGGUAUAAUAAUCGAAAUAUACCAAUUAUUAGCGAUGAAUUUUCACUCACGCCUGAAUCCGCCGCGAGAUUUAAUCAUACAUUUCAAGAGACGCAAGUAUUUUCUAGGCCUUUACCUAUUGUUUCCACUUUAUCUUCAUCAGCGCCAAGUUUACCACGAGUAGAUGAUGUAAAGCCUCUUAAUUCAUAUGGCAACAACGAAGCUGUUAAUUCAUGUGCAUGGUUUCCGACAGCUUCACGACGAUUGGUGGCCGGAAUGGCCGGAAAGUAUCUUCGAAUUUAUGAUUUAAGAGCGGAAUCGUCAACUCAUAUUAGUGCAGUAACAACUAAAGCAGUUUACGGUGUCAAAAUUGACACAUUUAAUGUGAAUCGUUUCGCUUCUUUCGAAGAAGCAGGAACUGUUCAUUUAUGGGAUGAUCGAAAAAUCACCGAACCUAUAUCCUUUUUCGAAUCAAGACCUCUCCGAAUCUUAUUCUCACCCAAACGUGCAGGAUUACUCGCGGUCUUGGAAAAAGAUUCGCCGCAUUUAACCUUGUACGAUAUCCAAGAAAGCAGCAGCAAAUAUUUAUUCUCGUCGCCAAAUCCAUCACAACGCGCAUUUUCUUCGAUGAACCCAGAAUUGGCAGCGUCUUCAAUGUUACCAACAACAUUAUCAAGACAACCAUCCAUGACAAUGAGUGGUUAUGCACCAUCUUCAAUGAUAAGCGGUAUCUCGAUGCUAGAUGUUGAUGUGCCGAUUCUUUGGAAGUCUAGAAAAAUCAAAGGAUCGAAACCAAUCACGUCAUUUACUUGGAUACCGACAACAUCCACGGCUUCUUCACAUCGAAUUUUAACCAUAAACAAAGAUGGAAUUAUUGAAACCAUGAAACGUGAAGAAAGCUUAAAAAUAUCAUGGGACCCACGCGGCAACAUGGUACUUGCUAGUGGAAAGCACAUUAAAAUAUUUGACAUCGAAACAAAAAUGGAUCAUAAUGAUUACGAAGAAGAUGAGGCGGAAGAGAUCGAAAUAAGAAAAACUGAGACUCACCAUACACCGGAACAUUCCAUUCUCAAUGGUAGAAAUAAUAGCCUCUAUCAAACACCUAUUAUAACCACUACAGGCCCAAAUAUGUACAGCCCAAAAAGAACAAUGACAAGUGCACAACAAUUUCAAUCUCCUUCUUUCCUUAGUAUUCAACAUGAUAUUGAAACUGAAAGUGGAAAUAGGACUCCGAGACCUGGUGAUAUUACUGCGAAAGAUGCCAGUUUAUUAGGAAAACGAUUGAAUAUCAUGGCAUUAGAUCUACAGCAUAAAACGGUUUAUGAGGAAAGGACUUACGACGUAAUUGAUAGUCGACAUCACGACGAUUGGUCACCUUGGGAUUUAAUGAGAAAUGAUAUUUCGGCGAUAAUGCGUGAGCGUGCAUCACAAGAUUAUUCUAUGGAUUGUAGAACAAAUGAAGAUAUCGUCCGAAAUUCACCUAAAUUAAGAGCGCUCUGGAAUUGGAUUUCUGAAGCACAAUUACGCGUAUUGGAAAACAACUCGCACGUCGGUACUAUUGACCAUAGUUAUCAUGGUAUUCUCACCGUUUGGAAAGUUAAUCAAUCACGGUUCUUGUUCGAUCAGUCUGAUGUAAUUAGUGUCGGUAACAGUAAAAACAGCAACAGUAGUAACAAUAACAGCAAUAGUAGUAUUUCACCUCAAAUAUUUGACCCUAACGAAAUUCCGUUUGUGCAAACAUCCAAACCUGGGCAACGCAAAUUGGCACUGGCUAUUUGCGGAUGGGGUUUUGGCAAAAAAGAAUUAGAGGAGGCGAUAGUAAAAAUGGAACAUUCCAAAGAAUUCGAAAAAGCCGCCGGAUGGGCCCUUUUUCAUGGGUGUACAGAAAGAGCAAUCAAAGCUUUAAAUAAUAGUCGAGAUGAGAAAUUGAAAUUAGUAUCAACAGCACUAGCCGGAUACGCUAUUCACAACCAAGACGAGUCUUAUCAAUCAAAUCCCCUAUGGCGUGACAUGUGUCGUAACCUAAGUCUUGAAAUGCGAGAACCCUAUCUACGAGCAAUGUUUUCGUAUAUUGCAUCUGGUCAUUGGUUGGAUGUGCUGCAGGAGGAAGGAUUGUCAUUGAGAGAUCGUCUUGGCAUCGCAUUGCGGUUCUUAAAUGAUAAUCAGCUUGACGCAUAUAUUAAUGAUACUACAAAAAAAGUUAUAUUGAUGGGUGAUAUCGAAGGAGUUGUUUUGACUGGAUUAACUCCAGAGGGUGUUAAUCUUUUUGAACAGUAUGUAAAUAAUACAGGAGAUGUGCAGACAGCAAGUUUGGCGCUUAGUUUCUGCGUACCUCGGCGAUUCAAGGAUAAUCGAGUAACACAAUGGGUGAAGAGUUAUCGCCAGCUCCUCGACCAAUGGGAAAUGUUUCAUCAACGUGCACGCUUCGAUAUCGAACGCGGCAAACAUGUUAACCCGAAUCGUUCAGCUGAAAUAGUUUCCCCUCAAGUAUCAGUACGAUGUAAUUUCUGCAAUCAUAGUGUCGCGCAUGGUAGUUUUUCCCCGUCAUCGUCAUCCGUUGUGCGUCCUCUGUCGAAAGGAAAAGACGGGAAACAGAGACAGGGAUUUCUUGCAAAGUCUACUUGUUGCCCUGAAUGUCGUAAACCACUUCCACGUUGUGCUAUUUGUUUACUAAAUCUUGGGACGCCAAUUGAUUCUCUACGUGAAACAUCGUCAAAUACGCCAACAUUUGAUGGAGCAUCAGGUUUCGACCUAUGGUUCACUUGGUGCCAAACAUGUCGACAUGGAGGCCACGCAAUACAUAUUUCACAAUGGUUCCAGAAACACAAGUUCUGCCCU